Effrenium voratum is the source of this 879-nucleotide messenger RNA. Lineage: Eukaryota; Dinophyceae; Suessiales; Symbiodiniaceae. The record is from the annotation of a GenBank genome assembly.
AUGGGCCAGAAAGCGCAGCAGAUCUUGCAGAUGCAGCGGCUAUUCGUGGCGGAUGCGACCAAUGUGGCCGUUGCGCUGGCUGGGCUGGUCAGACGCUGCAGCUGCGGUGCCGGACUUGGCUUCUACCGCAGAUGCUGCGGCCGUGGUGACGGAUGCGCCGAGCUGCAGCGGCGUCGCCGCAGCCGGCAGCUGCAGCGGUCUUCGUGGCAAAUGCGCCGGAUGCGGCAGCUGCUGCGGUCUUUGCGUGGCGCCUCCAACUUCGUGCCGCGGGGCAGUGCCCAGGCGGCGGCGCGCUUCGCGCGCCAGCCAUGCCAGCGCCUGCAUGUGGCCACCACGCUGCGGCGCGGGGAGCGGCUCAGCCCGCGGGCGCCCAAGUUCUACCGGCCCUCCUCCGCGCAGGUGAACUUCCGCCGAACUCCGGUGGGGAAUCUCCAGAUUGUCUACCCCCCCACUCCGGAGGUCCUCACCCUGGCGAGGAAGUUCACUGAGGAGGAGGAAGUGGAAGCUGAGGUGUCCCCGGAGUUGCAAGCGAUCAGCCAGGAGGAAGCCCAGGAGGUGUCUCCCAAGGAGACCGCCAGCCCUGGGGCCGGUGGAGUGCUGGAUCUUCAGGAUCAUCUGCGCGACAUUUGGUUGAUGUACCACCCCCAGGAGGACACGGAAGAAGCCGACGAGAAAGACAAAGCGCUUUUGCUGGCUCUGCACGGUCCGGAUGAGGAAGACAAGGAAGAAGCUUUGUUGAAUGAGAUGAAGCUUCUCAAGACUGGAGAGGACUCCGAAGUGCGCACAAUCCAAAGCGGUGCCGUGGAGACCGUAACUACAAGUCCGGCUAAAGAAUGCAGAUUGAAGGAUUUAGGGGAUGCCGGCGAUGCUGCGACAUGA